Messenger RNA from Besnoitia besnoiti, 1398 nucleotides. RefSeq lists its product as uncharacterized. The coding region runs from base 1 to 1398 and encodes 465 amino acids. The transcript is spliced from 7 exons. NCBI's taxonomy places the organism in Eukaryota, Apicomplexa, Conoidasida, Eucoccidiorida, Sarcocystidae. The record is from RefSeq and is a predicted model, not a curated record.
AUGAUGGCGGCCUCUCAGGCUCUUCUUUACGUUCCUUCUUCACGCUCUCUGCUGGCGUGGCCUUCUCGGCGCUUCUCGACAUCCGCGGCGAUCUGCACGAGCCGGAGUGCGCACGUGCCUUCUCCCCCCGUCUCUUCGGCUCGGUCCUCCAGUCAUUCUCUACCUUCUUUUGCUGCUUUCCACUCGUCGCCUUCCUCUUUCUCUACUCGUUCUCGCGCUCUAGCGGCCUGUGGCUCUCUUUCGCCCUCCAUCUCCCCUGCGUCCUUCCCUGUCUCCUUUCUUCUGUCGCAGCCUUGCCUUCGCGGGACCCAGAGCCGCGCAGCUGCGGUUGCGGGUCGGCGUUACUUCUCUUCGAAAAGGCAGGAGGACGCCGCCGCAACUUCGUCUGAGCAGGCCCAGGCGGCCUCUCACGCGAAGCCAGACGUGCCUGAGCAUGUCGCCUGUGCGUCUUCUCUCUCCCCUGCGGCCGCCGCGCCGCUCUCUCCCUCGCAGCACUCGGCGCAUGACGUCAUUGCGGAGCUCAGCCAGGCGGGUCGCUUUCCGCGACCGCCGGCGCCCGAGAACGCGCCCUCUGGCGGGCGCGCGCGACUUCGCGGCGUCCUGCUUUUCCUCGCGGCGACGUGCCUGCCGGUUGUGACGGCGGCGGCGAUGUUCAAAGCUGCUAUUUCCCUCAAGAAGCAGGAGCGAGACGAGGCCGUUCAGGCGCUUCAAGACGAAGAAAGCAUCCUCCGCGCCGCAAUGGACGUCGUCUCCGGCGGCGCGCGGUGCUUCUGCUUGCCCGUCGACAGCGACGGCGAACUUAAGGCCACGAUUCCUCUCGAGCCGCACCUGCCUGAGUCUGGGCUCCUGCGGCUGCCUGAGAAGGACGUGAUUCCAGGCGUGCGAAACAACGCGCUGACCGACCUCUUUGUCGCGAAGCAGAGCGAGUUUUCGCUGCCCUUCAACUUCAUUCACUUCGCGCUCCAUCGCUCGGGAGCGGUCUACAAGACUCUGACGUCUCACCCGACGCAGGGGACGGAUUCAAAGAACCCGAAAGAAAAAGCGAGCGGAAAAUCAAAGACCGACGGCGCGACCACCAGCCACGCUGCGCUGUCUCUCCUCUACGUUCAGCCCUCGAGAGGCGCGAGCGUCCUUCUGUCGGGCUUCGCAGUGUCUGUCACGGCUCCCGAAUACCGCAGGCACUACUGGAAAAACACCUGGGCAGCGACGAUACCCGGCGGUGAGACGAGCAAGGACUACGUGCUGAUGAAGUUCGUGCCCGUGUCUCUCCAGCUCCAUCUGCCGGCGGCCUGCGGGGCUCCCUGCGCAGGGCCGGAGGGCGCGGUGUCUCUGCGUCGCUUCGUGUCAGACACAGAAGUCAAAUGGAUUUUCGCGUCGCCACCUGCUGCGUCAGCGUAG